UCCAUUCCCAUUCUAUCUCUCUUCCCCUUUUGCUCCAAUCUGUCUCUUUUCUCUCUUUCUCUUCCUUCUCUACGCUCCAAGGAACCCCGGCCCCUCACAUGGCGGACUUCGGCGGCGGCGGCGGUGGUGAUGACUUCUACACCUCCAAAGACCACCAGGAAACAACAUCUUCUGGGAACAAAUAUGGAGGACUCAUGCCAAAGAAAAAGCCUUUAAUUUCAAAGGAUCCUGAGCGUGCUUUCUUUGAUUCAGCUGAUUGGGCAUUAUGCAAGCAAGGAGCUGGAGUGAAUCCGAAAUCAACAGUGGCAAUAGAGACAUUGAGACCAAAGCUUCAGCGAACACCACACCAACAAUUACCUCCAAGAAGACCUGCUUUUACAUCCAGUCGAGAAAACAUUGGAGAGUAGAUUAUUCAUGAGCAAGUUUUCUCGAGAGUGAGGGAAUAUUCUUGUGUUUAUGACAUGUACACAUAAUAAGACUUUGGACUUGAUUUGGGUACUGUUAAUUCUUGGUUUUUAAAUACAAGAGUUUCCUUUAUAAGAUAAAAUGUCCAUAACUUCAUCUCUCUUUAUCUGGACCCUAAUCUCUGAGAAGUUUUAAUAUAUUCCAUCAUCACUC
Rubroshorea leprosula is the source of this 618-nucleotide messenger RNA. NCBI's taxonomy places the organism in Eukaryota, Viridiplantae, Streptophyta, Magnoliopsida, Malvales, Dipterocarpaceae. The record is from the annotation of a GenBank genome assembly.